AUGGCCAAUCUCUCGGAGUAUCUUUUCAACCCGAUGCUACUACAAGAGCUUGUGAAUAAGCUACCACCUCAAAUGCAAAUGCACUGGUCCCGAUACAAGCGACAAUUCCCAUCAAUUAAUCUGGAAGUAUUCAGUCAAUUCACAACUGAGGAGGGAAAUACUGCAGCUGACGUCGUCGUACUGGUAGCUGGGAAAAGGCCAUCGAAGCAAACUUUGUACACACAUACAGAGACAGAAAACGUUCCAAAUACCAAUCAGCUGCAAAAGGAUGGUGCUAGAAAAACAUGUAACUUUUGCGGAAACGCCAGCCACCAAAUAGCCAAUUGUGAAUCAUUUUUGAAGUUGGACAGUGAUGGAAGAUGGAGAGUAGUUAAAGCCAACAAAUUAUGCCGCAUUUGUCUUGUUCCUCAUAAGAAGUGGCCAUGUCGUUCACCAAAAGAAUGCGGCGUGGAUGAUUGCCGUAAUCUUCACCAUUCGUUACUACAUUCAACAGCAUAUACUCCUGUAAAUGCUAGCGUUGCCCAUCAUUACUCUGAUUCCUCGUUUUCUCUAUAUCGCUAUCUCCCCAUUAUACUUAAAGCAAAUGGUAAAUCAGCGGAAAUCAUUGCAUUUCUUGACGACGGUUCGUCGUCUACGAUGCUCGAGGCUCGAGUAGCAACCGAACUUGGAAUUAGUGGCGAAAGAGAACCGCUGUGGCUUAGUUGGACAGGAAAUGUAACACGGGAGGAAAAAUUGUCGCAACGAAUUUCAGUAACGGCUUGUGGCGUCGGGAAAACCGACUCCUUUAAAUUGAAUAAUGUACGCACAGUCGAUAAUCUUUUUCUACCAAAGCAAACCCUUGACUAUGCUUCCAUGAAAACCAAGUACCCACAUUUGAGAGGCCUACCUGUCAACGGAUAUUCCCAUGCCACACCUAGCAUGAUCAUCGGAAUUGAACAUACCACGCUGCUAACUUCACUGAAGGUUCGUGAAGGUCAUCCCAAUGAUCCUGUUGCAACAAAAACCCGACUAGGCUGGUGCAUUUUCGGCAAACAGCUUGCUGGAACCCAAUCGAUUGAAAUGGUACAUGUACAUUCUGAAACUACGUCAUGUGACCAUGAACUACACAAAUUGGUUGGACAAUUACUGAAGUUCGAAGAAUGUAACACCGUUGGACAUGUUCCAGAAGAUGACAAACGUGCCCUGGCUAUCCUAGAAAAAGCCACACGUCGAGUAGAGGGGCGAUUUGAAACCGGUUUGCUAUUUAAAUACCCAGAUCAACGAUUUCCAAAUAGUUUUCCGAUGGCAAAUCGAAGAUUGCUUUCACUUGAAUCGCGACUUGCAAAGAAUCCAUUUCUGGACAGAAAGGUCCGAGAACAAAUAAAGGAAUAUCUGCAAAAGGGCUAUGCUCAUAAAGCCACCGCGAAGGAACUACGAGAGACAGAUCCUGAGAAAACGUGGUAUCUUCCUUUGGGAGUUGUUCAGAACCCAAAGAAACCGGAAAAGGUCCGAUUAAUCUGGGAUGCGGCGGCUCGUGUUAAUGGAAUAUCGCUCAACGAUACCUUGUUGAAAGGGCCAGAUCUUUUAACCUCACUGACGACCAUUCUCGUACGCUUUCGUCAAAGGAAUAUUGCCAUCACAGGAGACAUCAAAGAAAUGUUCCAUCAGAUCCGGAUCCGAGAAUCUGAUAAACACUACCAGCGCUUUCUCUUUCGUGACAACCCGCAAGAACCACCUCAAGUGUACAUUAUGGAUGUAGCUACGUUUGGGGCGUCAUGCUCUCCUUGUGUAGCUCAAUUUGUUAAAAAUAGAAACGCAACAGAACAUGCUGCUGAAUUUCCCGGUGCUGCAAAAGCUAUUGUAGAGGACCAUUAUGUAGAUGAUUUCCUCAAGAGCGUAGAUACCACAAAAGAAGCCGUAGAGCUGACGAAACAAGUCCAAUUUGUUCACGCCAGGGGAGGAUUUGAAAUUCGAAACUUCGCCUCCAACUCUUCGGAAGUCUUGAAUCGACUGGGGGAAUCCAACGAAUUGCUACAGAAAGAUCUCAAUUUUGAGCCAGGACUAAGCACGGAGGAAAAACCGGAACGGGUUCUGGGCAUGGUCUGGAAGCCUCAAACCGAUGUUUUUACGUUUAACACCACCAUGCAAACGGAAUUGAUGCAUCACCUGAUGAGCAGAACACCCCCCACUAAGCGGCAGGUUCUAAAAAUUAUUAUGUCGGUCUUCGACCCACUCGGGUUGAUUGCUCAUUAUACGGUACAUGGCCGAAUUCUCAUGCAAGAAAUUUGGAAGUAUGGCAGUGACUGGGAUGAACAAAUUCCUUCCGAAUUGCAAGCAAGUUGGUUUCGUUGGAGUGACAAGUUAAAAGAGUUGGAAGAAAUCAUUAUUCCACGAUGUAUGUUCAAAAAUACGACCUCAGAAUCUCUGAAAACCUUGCAACUCCAUACCUUCGUAGAUGCGAGUGAAGCGGCGUACUCCUGCGUUGUCUAUGCCCGUAUAGUGGACCGCGGUAUCCCAAAAUGCGCGAUUGUUGCCGCUAAAACAAAAGUUGCUCCAUUAAAGCCGCUUUCUAUACCGCGACUAGAAUUGCAAGCCGCUGUUGAGGGUAGUCGAUUAACUCAAAAAUUAGUAGAGGCCUUAACCCUUCCUGUCAAUCAACGGUUUUUAUGGUCGGACUCCACAACUGUACUGUCUUGGUUGAGGUCAGAUAGCAGGCGAUACCACCAAUAUGUAUCCUGUAGAAUAGGCGAGAUUCUACGAGUCACCUCCAUCAACGAAUGGAGAUACGUUCCAUCUAAACUGAACGUGGCCGACGAAGCCACAAAAUGGAAUGCUGAACCCAACUUUAAUCCUCAAUCGCGCUGGUUUGUGGGACCAGAUUUCUUAUUGAAACCAGAAGGAGAGUGGCCAUCUAAGUUUCACGUUACUACUAUGCCAGAGGAAGAAAUAAGAACCGUUUUACUGCAUCAUCAUGCAGAAUCACACCAAUCAAUAUUUGAUGAAGUUGAUUAUUCACGAUUUUCUCAAUUCAACAGAUUGCUUCGAGCUAUAGUCUACUUCCACAGGGCGAUCGAAAGGUUCCGGAAAGUAAAACGUGAAGGACCCUUUGAAGCAGAAGAAAUCGCGGCCGCUGAAAAUUUCUUAUGGAGGCAAGUUCAAAUGGAAUCUUACCCUGAAGAAUAUGCUACUGUGUUGUAUAAUCACAAAAACUCUACUAGUAAACACGUGGCAAUAAAAUGUACAAGCCCAUUAUAUCAACUUGCACCGUUCAUGGAUGAAAAUAACGUGCUGCGUAUGAGAAGCAGAAUCGAAGCCGCUCCUGUGACACCAUAUGAAACAAAGUAUCCAGUAUUGCUACCAAAAGAACAUCGCGCGACGCACCUUCUCGUGCAUCAAUAUCAUCGGCGAUAUCUGCACGGAAAUCAAGAAACCGUCGUCAAUGAAAUGCGCCAACGGUUUCAAAUUCCACACUUGCGAGCCCUGGUGAAACGAAUAGCAAAAGAGUGUCAAAUGUGUAAGGUGAAUAAAGCGGUUCCAAAGACUCCAAUGAUGUCACCCUUGCCAGCAGUUCGCCUAACCCCCUUUAUCAAGCCCUUCACCCACACUGGGAUAGACUAUUUUGGACCUUUGAUGGUGAAGCAGGGACGUAGCCUGGUCAAACGUUGGGUGGCCCUAUUCACCUGUCUUACGAUAAGAGCGGUGCAUUUAGAAAUCGUAUCUACGCUUUCAACGCAGUCUUGUGUCUUGGCCAUUCGAAGAUUCGUUGCACGCAGAGGAUCCCCAACCACUUUCUACACAGAUAACGGCACGAACUUUUUGGGGGCCAGUAAUCUCCUGAUCAACCAAAUUCGGAAUGCUCACGAAGAGUGCGCCCUUAUCUUCACCAACGCCCAUACACGAUGGUAUUUCAACCCACCUGCGACACCUCAUAUGGGAGGACCAUGGGAACGCAUGGUCAGAUCGGUUAAACAAGCGAUGACUGCCAUUGCAGAUCAUCCCCAACAUCCAAGUGACGAAGUACUCGAGACGGUAGCGCUAGAAGCCGAAGCAAUCGUAAAUUCACGACCCCUUACAUACGUACCUCUUGAUUCAGCUGAAUCCGAGGCCCUGACCCCGAACCAUUUCCUGUUGUAUGGCAGCACCGGGAUUCGACAACCUGCGACAGCGUUAAUGAUCACCAAUAGAACGCUGAGAGAUAGUUGGAAUUUGGCUCGUACUUUGGUUGACAAAUUUUGGGUAAGAUGGCCCGCAUACUAA
This is a messenger RNA of Uranotaenia lowii, 4236 nucleotides long. RefSeq lists its product as uncharacterized. Lineage: Eukaryota; Metazoa; Arthropoda; Insecta; Diptera; Culicidae. The coding region runs from base 1 to 4236 and encodes 1411 amino acids. The record is from RefSeq and is a predicted model, not a curated record. Gene Ontology annotation, biological process: DNA integration. The transcript has a single exon. Gene Ontology annotation, molecular function: nucleic acid binding.